Molecule: messenger RNA, 1569 nt
Organism: Phalaenopsis equestris
Lineage: Eukaryota; Viridiplantae; Streptophyta; Magnoliopsida; Asparagales; Orchidaceae
Product: myb-related protein 306-like
Exons: 3
Coding region: 110-1024 (304 amino acids)
Biological process (GO): response to auxin
Source: RefSeq, a predicted model, not a curated record
UUUAUUCUUGACCUUCUUGCUAUAGCCUUUAUAAGGAUAUAUUAAGGAAUCAGAGGAGAGACAGAACAGAAGAGAAAGAGAGGAGAUUAAACUUCAGGGGUCCAGAUCAAUGGGGAGGCCACCAUGCUGUGACAAAUUUGGAGUGAAGAAAGGACCGUGGACUCCCGAAGAGGACAUCAUUCUAGUCUCCUACAUUCAGGAGCACGGCCCUGGAAACUGGAAAGCUAUUCCCACAAAUUCUGGGCUGUCGAGAUGCAGCAAGAGCUGCAGGCUCAGAUGGACCAACUACCUCAGGCCAGGGAUUAAGCGUGGCAGCUUCACUGAUCAGGAGGAGAAUCUCAUAAUCCACCUUCAAGCACUCUUGGGGAAUAGAUGGGCAGCCAUAGCUUCCUACCUCCCAGAGAGAACAGACAAUGACAUCAAGAAUUACUGGAACACCCAUAUGAAGAAGAAGCUGAGGAGAAUGGAAAAUGAGGAUGGCAUCCUCCCUGCCUCCGGUUUCUCAAAUUACAAACCGAUGGUCAAAGGGCAGUGGGAGAGGAGGCUUCAAACAGACAUAAACAUGGCCAAGCAAGCUCUUCAUGAGGCCUUAUACAUGGAAAAACCGAGCUUUCUUUAUGAAUCAAAGCCCUCAUGCAGCAGCCACAGCUGCAGCACUCCUCCUUCCUCCACUACUUAUGCUUCGAGCACCGAGAAUAUAUCAAGGCUGCUUGAGAACUGGAUAAGGAAAACGCCCAAAAACUCAGCCAAAUCGGCUCAGCAUCAUGUCAACGAAUUGGUAAAUGUUGGGGCUGAUUCAACGUCAAGCGACGGUACAAUAACAAGCGCAGCUAAUAACCAUAUGGUUUCUCCUGAGACUAGUCUCUUUCAGGUUGACAGCAAGCCGAGCUUGGAGGAAAGAUUUCCUUUGUCUCUGAUAGAGACAUGGCUGUUCGAUGAGAACUGCUAUGGGGGAGGAAACGGGAGUAAUAUUAAUGUUCCUGAUUUGUCUCUUGAUGACGCCUCUCAUGAACUGUUUAUUUAAAUCCUCAACAUUUGGCGAUUGGUUCAUAGAAAAUAUAUUUAGAUUGUGUAACUUUUGAUGGAACAAAGAUGAUGACUUUAGUUCAGAGCAGUGAAUUAGGAUCUUAACAGUUUCAGAAUGACCGAUCGACAUGGAUUCCGUUAUAAAUUUUGUAAUUUAAGAAAAUAAAUAAAAUGCUGGCUAGAGUUGCAUCGCAGGACUAAGAUUGAUGGCAGAAAAUAUGCUAAAAGAAGAGAGAAAGAAUCGAACAGGCUUUGCUACAUGAGCUAGCUGUAUUACUUACUGACAAACUUUAAGUGACUGGCCGUUGAUUCUAAUGUAAAUAUUAAUAAUUUUAGUUGGAUUGUUUCUAUGUCAGCUGUUUUAACAUUGAACCUGAUCAUUUUGGACUGUGCUUCUGUAACUCUGUUUUCUUACAACAAUUUAAGAAGGAAGCAAUUGAGGAAAUAUGGGAUAUAUGUUUUAUUUAUUUAUUUAUUUUUAAUUCAGGCACACACAUGUAUAGGCUUGAACUCAAGUCCUUAUCGGAGAAGACGUGUUACCAA